AUGGAUUUGGAUAUGGGUGUUGGAGGAUGUGAUAAGAUGUUUGAGCGCCGCAUUCGCUCGCAACCACCAAAUGGACAAGGCGAAGCAGCUGUUGAGGAAGAACGGUGCUCGAUGGGGGGCACUCAUGAUGCGGAACACUUGAAGAAAAUGUACUUGAUUGACUAUCAAAUCGUUGUCUGGCAUUUUGAUAACCACCAUCGAAACAUUGAACCCCAACGAUUCGUCGGACUAUACUUUUGA
Molecule: messenger RNA, 240 nt
Organism: Caenorhabditis remanei
Lineage: Eukaryota; Metazoa; Nematoda; Chromadorea; Rhabditida; Rhabditidae
Exons: 2
Coding region: 1-240 (79 amino acids)
Source: RefSeq, a predicted model, not a curated record